CAUAUUUUGCAACAUUUUCAAGCUGCCGAGUCUUCGAAAACCCUAGCAUUUUUCUGUGCCCAAACCCGUGAUUCAACCAAUACGCCACAAUGAGUUCCGGUGAGUUGGGUUGCAUCUACGCCACCUUGAUUCUCCACGACGAUGGAAUCCCAAUCACCGCGGAGAAGAUCAGCACAAUCUUGAAGGCUGCCGAUGUCACCGUCGAAUCCUACUGGCCAAGCCUAUUCGCCAAGCUUGCUCAGAGCAAGAACGUUGACGAUCUUGUUUUGAACGCUGGCGCAGCCGGAGGAGCCGCCGUUGUUUCAGCCGGAGGAGCCGCACCCGCCGCUGGUGGAGCUGCAGCAGCAGAGGCACCUGUCGAGGCAAAGAAGGAAGAAGCCAAGGAAGAAAGUGAUGAUGACAUGGGCUUUAGUUUGUUUGAUUAGGUUUCUCUUUAUAGUUUCUUGUAGCCAGAUUACUCCUUCUUACAAGGUGUGGCUGGAUCCAAAACUUGUUUUGCUUUAUAAAUUGUUUAUCAAGUGAGUUUUAGCAAUCUACUAUCACAUUUUGUUGUUAAAUUUUGGUGAAUUUUUUUGAAUAUCUGAAUGAUAUGUUUAUUUCCUGGUUA
This is a messenger RNA of Vicia villosa (hairy vetch), 607 nucleotides long. Its product is annotated as large ribosomal subunit protein P1-like. The coding region runs from base 90 to 425 and encodes 111 amino acids. The transcript is spliced from 3 exons. The record is from RefSeq and is a predicted model, not a curated record. Gene Ontology annotation, molecular function: structural constituent of ribosome; ribonucleoprotein complex binding; protein kinase activator activity. Lineage: Eukaryota; Viridiplantae; Streptophyta; Magnoliopsida; Fabales; Fabaceae. Gene Ontology annotation, biological process: translational elongation; cytoplasmic translation. Gene Ontology annotation, cellular component: cytosolic large ribosomal subunit; ribosome.